AUGGAAUACGAGGCCCAAUCUGCGGCCUUUCUGGUUCCUCGUUUACGUGAGCGAUUUUCAGAAGGAAUCUCGGUUCUUAAGGACAAGUUCUUGAUAGAUGACAUUGAGCAAAAAUCUCCGCCAAUUUUUCUAAUACCCGAUGACCUGGAAUUCCUUGACUUUCAUCAUCAGGAGGUUGUGGAGUCUGUGCCUGAAUUGCCCUCUAGCCCAGCCCCAACACCGUCUUUGGAAAAUGUUACCGUUAAAGAUCUUGACUCACUUGAUACAAACGACUUAUUCUCCUUUGUCUUGGACAAUGUUGCUUCGGAUAAUAAUCUACCGGACGCCCAAAGUACACCCAGGGACACACUUUCAUCUGCGUUCCGGACUCCGGUUCUUGACUUCAGUCAGCCAGAUGACGACAUUGACGUCCCUUCAGACUUUAUAAGCCUCCUGGAUCUGGCUGCGUCAGAUGACUUUCUGAAUGAUUCCAUGUCACUUGGGAAUGUGUCAUUGGACCUGGAGUCUGGCAUUUCUAGCCUUCAGCCCGUUUCGACGUCCUCUGGUGAUUGCAACGUACGCUCCUUUAACUCCAGUUCGGAAUCAGGCACUGAAACCAUGCCAGUCCCCCAGUUUGACAUGUGCUCAGAUGAGUUCGGAAAUUUCAGUGAUGGUAGCGAAGCUGAGGAAGAAGGAGAAGAAGAGCAGUUCACCAAGCGUGAUGAAAGUCGUCCCGGCCCAGCAACCAUGUACUUGCACAACGAAGAUCUUGCCCGUGGAAAACCGGGAGCUUUUUCUGCCUGUUUUAGACUUAACGUAGGUCGGCCAGUCCAGUAG
Molecule: messenger RNA, 816 nt
Organism: Dibothriocephalus latus
Lineage: Eukaryota; Metazoa; Platyhelminthes; Cestoda; Diphyllobothriidea; Diphyllobothriidae
Source: the annotation of a GenBank genome assembly